GCCAAUGGGGCGCGGGGGGCGUGGCCGCGGGGUUCUAGCAGCUUCCAGAGGGCGGCGCGGGAGCGGCGGGAGCGGAGCCGCGGCCAUGGAGGAGGCUCAGGAGCUGAAGGAGCGGGGGAACCGGGCUCUGGCGGCGGGGGACGUGGGGGCGGCCGUGGGGCACUACUCGGCCGCCAUCGCGCGGGACCCCAACAACCACGUCCUGUUCAGCAACCGCUCGGCCGCCUACGCGCGCCUGGGCGACUACGGGCGGGCCCUGGCCGAUGCCUGCCGCACGCUGGAGCUGCGGCCCGACUGGGCCAAGGGCUACUCGCGGAAGGCGGCGGCUCUGGAGUUCCUGCAGCGCCUGGAGGAGGCCAAGGCCACCUACGAGGAGGGGCUGGCCCGGGACCCGGGCAACGAGCAGCUCCUGCAGGGCCUGCGCGGCGUGGAGACCAGGCUGGCAGAGCGGAAGCUGCUGAACCCCUUCAGUGCCCCCGACCUGCUGGCGCGGCUCGAGGCCGACCCCGGACGCGGGGGGCUGCUGGGGGACCCCGAGUACCGGCGGCUGCUGGAGACGCUGCGCAGCGACCCCGGGCAGCUGGGGGCGAAGCUGCAGGACCCGCGGGUGAUGACGACGCUGAGCGUGCUGCUGGGCGUGGAGCUCAGCGGGGCUGAGGAAGAGGAGGAAGCCCCUUCCCCACCCCCCCCCGCCCCCCCCAGCCCCCUCCCAGCCCCCCCCGGCCGAGGAGCUCCCCCAGAACAAGCAGGAGGCACAGAAGGAGAAGGAGCUGGGUGAUGGUGGGAGGAUCUGGGUGUGUAAUUU
Passer domesticus (house sparrow) is the source of this 805-nucleotide messenger RNA. It is a transcript of the gene STIP1, whose product is annotated as stress induced phosphoprotein 1. The record is from RefSeq and is a predicted model, not a curated record. Bases 5 to 778 code for a protein of 257 amino acids. The transcript is spliced from 6 exons. Lineage: Eukaryota; Metazoa; Chordata; Aves; Passeriformes; Passeridae. Gene Ontology annotation, molecular function: Hsp90 protein binding.